AUGUUUCCACAGUACACUGAACGUAAGUUAAUUGAAACAAACGUUUUACUUAAUGUAAUGAUGAUGAACACUGUAGGUCAAAUGGGAGGCGAGUUAGCCAUCUGGCUCCUAAUCACUGUUGGUGCUCUACUUAUUCCUCUUAUUGUUAUCGCCAUUUGUUGCAUAAGACAUCAUUUACCACGAAGGCCUCAAAUGACCUUGAUGGAAAGUCGACUUCCACGUAUCAUGAAAAAUACGCAACAAACGAAGAUUCUACGUUCGUAUAAUGGUCCUUUCAUGAAAUCAAGUAAUGAUGAUGUUGGUGUAUCAUCUGAAAAUAAUUAUAAUUUGACAUUUUCACGUGUGAAUUCACUUAAAAAACAACGUGUUCAUUGGCGUGAACAAUCCGCAGCCUCAAAAAAUGAUGUCUUCUAUUCUCGAGAAGAUAGUUUUAAUACUAGAAUGCUAACUGAAUUGCCAUCAACUGAUCGUAAUCGUACUUUUAUAUUAAGUUCAUCAUCAGUUCCGUCUCAUUUCAUUCCUAGAGCAAUCAUUCCAGCUGGUUCAGCCGUUCAUAAUAUUGGAACAAGCCAAUUAUUGUUACUGUCUACAAACCUAAUGCCGAUUUCAUUUGAUCAUAAUAGCCUCGUAUAA
Messenger RNA from Rotaria socialis, 633 nucleotides. The record is from the annotation of a GenBank genome assembly. NCBI's taxonomy places the organism in Eukaryota, Metazoa, Rotifera, Eurotatoria, Philodinida, Philodinidae.